CAUUAUCCAUUGUGAUCCGCGGGUGAUUGAUGGACUGCGAUAUCUGAAUAUCCGAACACUCAUAAUUUGUAAAUUCCUUCUGCGAGAAGAAACAGAUUUCUAACUGGAUUUCGCAUAACAGGCGAAAAGGAAACGCGACGGAAAAAUGCAACAACCGGAGCUAAUAGGAGCGUACUUCGUGCGGGAUCGCGUCAGCUGAUUGCCAUUUAAUUCGAACGGACCGAAGUGUUGGUAAUCGAGGAAAACGAGACGUUCCUUCACGCGUAUGGCUCCAGAAAUCUAUCGAGAUUAGGACGAGGGAGGAAGGAGGAAGUACGGAAUAUAAGAGCGCACGAUUUCAAGUGGCGGCCGGCACUCGAUGUAGCCUUGCGACUUGCGACGUUCACCGUUGGAUGCCGCGUCUCGAAUAUCUCGAUUACCUCGGCAAGCUCUCUUCCAGUAUACGCCACUCGCCAGUAUUAUCUGUCUCGCGGUAUUAUCUGUCGAUUAUCUGUCAACAUUCGUCAAGCAUGGCUUGACUGGCGUUCGAGGAGAGUCAUUUUUCUAAUAGUGCGAUAUGCCCGCUCUGUCGCCGAGUCGAUUCAUCGAAACCUCUACGUUAUCACCGACAUCGUCACCGAUGACACGUCCACACGUGUAUGUACGCAACAUGUCUGCGUGGUGCGAUUAGCGUUAGUUUCCCUCGCUGUCUCGGAGAGCUUGGACGAUCGUCGUCUCUUGCGAGAAUAUUUUGGAGCUGUUCAGUGGAAGGGACAUUUAACUUGUGCAAUCAUGUUGAAGGCUGUCAUUUUAAUUGGAGGACCUUUAAAGGGGACUAGAUUUAGACCUCUGUCCCUGGAUAUCCCAAAGCCGCUGUUUCCAGUGGCCGGAUUACCCAUGAUACAGCAUCACAUCGAAGCCUGUACCAAAGUCCCUGGGCUUAACGAAGUGUUGAUAAUCGGGGCUUAUCCCAAGAACGAUCUGGCUCAGUUUGUGCAGGAGAUGUCGAGUACCUACGGCAUAAUCAUUCGAUAUCUACAAGAGUUCACGCCCCUUGGAACGGCAGGCGGCAUGUACCAUUUCCGCGAUCAGAUUCGUUCAGGCAGCCCGACGUGCUUCUUCGUUAUGAACGGAGACGUCUGUGCCGAUUUCCCUCUGCAAGAGAUGGUGGAGUUCCACAGCAACAAGCGAGCCCUCCUCACAAUCAUGGCAACGGAGGCGACUCGACAACAAUCACUGAACUACGGAUGUAUGGUUUUGGGGAAAGAGGGAGAGGUGGCGCAUUACGUGGAGAAACCCUCGACAUUCGUGUCGACUCUUAUCAAUUGCGGUAUAUAUCUCGCAUCUCUAGAAAUUUUUCAAACAAUGGGAGAUGUCUUUCACGCCAACCAGCAGCAAGAUCAUAUAAUGCAGUUGUGCGUAGGCAAUGGUAGAGAUCCGGCGCACAUCGCAUUUGAGCAAGACAUCCUGACGCGUUUAGCAGGAUCUGGUCGGUUGUUUGCCCUACCCGUAUUCAGAUGGUGGUCGCAGGUGAAAACUGCGGGCUCCGCGAUAUAUGCCAAUCGGCAUUACUUGGCCCUUUACAAGCAGAAGCAACCGAGCCGCCUUGCUUCUACGAGCAAAAAUCACUGUCACAUUAUAGGAGAUGUGUACAUUCAUCCAUCGGCUAGCGUACAUCCGACUUCUGUGCUAGGUCCAAAUGUUAGUAUAGGCCCGUACACGAUGAUCGAGCCUGGCGUGAGAAUCAGAGAGUCGAUCGUGUUGGCUAAUGCGCACAUCCAGGCCCAUUCCCUUAUUUUACACAGCAUCAUAGGGACAGGCACCAACGUAGGCGAAUGGGCCCGUGUCGAGGGGACUCCGUGCGAUCCCAAUCCUAACAAGCCAUUUGCGAAAAUGGACAACUUGCCGCUAUUCCACGCCAACGGCAAGCUCAACCCUUCCAUCACGAUACUCGGUACUAGCGUGAGCUUGGCUGCGGAAAAAAUUCUACUGAACUCGAUUGUUCUACCGCAUAAGGAACUUACGAGAAACUACAAGAACGAAAUUAUUCUUUAAUUGUCUAACUCUAACGACUACUACGAGGCUAGGAUAAUAUAAUGGUUUAGAUAUAUUAAUGAAAGAGUCGCACAAACGAUAAAACGCUAAGUAUAUAACAUACUUUUGGCUGAUUUUUAUCUGUUGAAUUGUGAUUACAAAUCUUUAAUAAUUUUGUAACAUAAGAUGUUAAUAUAAGAUUUUUAUAUACAUUGUAUGUGGCAACUGUAAGUUAUAUAUGUACAUAGGGGCAAUGGCAAUGGCACAACAUUUUUACAAUAUACAAGCUUGUACAUAUAUGUGUUUAUAUGUGAACGUUGUCAGAUAUAUAUACAAUAUAUAUAAAAAAAAAUGUUACUCCAUAUUUUCGUAAGCAUAUUAAUGCAUAAUAAAUCUUUAUCCGUGGA
Messenger RNA from Temnothorax curvispinosus, 2420 nucleotides. RefSeq names its product mannose-1-phosphate guanyltransferase alpha (gene Gmppa). The transcript is spliced from 6 exons. The record is from RefSeq and is a predicted model, not a curated record. Bases 772 to 2034 code for a protein of 420 amino acids. Gene Ontology annotation, cellular component: cytoplasm. Gene Ontology annotation, biological process: biosynthetic process. Lineage: Eukaryota; Metazoa; Arthropoda; Insecta; Hymenoptera; Formicidae.